Molecule: messenger RNA, 324 nt
Organism: Angiostrongylus costaricensis
Lineage: Eukaryota; Metazoa; Nematoda; Chromadorea; Rhabditida; Metastrongylidae
Source: the annotation of a GenBank genome assembly
AUGACGAAUCGACUAUAUUUGUUGCUGGCGACUCUUGUAACGUCAUCACUUCAUCACACUUAUGAGACAUCUACUCAGCAUCCAUUUGUCACACCGAAUAACUCCAGUGAAAUCGUACUUACCUGUCCACCGGCUGAGUAUUUCAUUCAGGCUCAUAUGGCACCCGAUUUUGAGUCGCCACAUUUAGUUCGACGACUCGAUUGGUUUCAUGAUGAGACGCUAGUCGCGAGUUAUCAACAGGUCAGCGGUAUUUGCCCAUUUUUCUUCCAUGCUCCAUUGCUGCAGUCUUUCUUGAUUGUGCAAUUUUGUCUUUCCCUACCGUAA